CACCGCUAACAUUAAAAAUUCUAACAUGUUCAAAUGCUGGGGAGGGGGGUCAAAGUUUUUCUUCUCUUCUUUACAUUCUCCUGCCAGUAAACUUCCAUGAACUUUAACAUGUAGCCUUUAUAUUGAACCCCUUUUGUCUUUAUGUGUUCUUGAAGAACUUAUGACAGGGUAGAAAACAUAUACAGAGCAGUAUAUGUCUAAUUUACAAUCCAGCAGGUUCCGUUUUCUGAUGUGAAAAUGGCUCUUUUCCAGCUAAAUACAGUCCUUUGUGCUCUGCUUCUUUCCAGCAAUUUUCUGGAAUUCUGUGUUGGAGGAGAUACACUUUUGCCAAACCAAACUAUUGUUGUUGGGCAGACUUUGAUUUCUGAGAACCAAGUUUUUGAGAUGGGGUUUUUCUCCCCUGGAAAAUCAAGAAACAGGUACUUGGGGAUAUGGUACAAAAGCACACCGGAUAUUGUUGUUUGGGUUGCAAACCGAAACGAACCCAUCCCUGAUUCAGAAGAAGUGCUCUUAGCCAUAGCUGCAAACCGAACUUUAGUUAUAAGCAGAGCUGGAAGGGUUAUCUGGUGGAUGAAUGCAUCAGGGGUGGCAGCAAACCCAGUUUUGCAGCUCCUGGAUACUGGAAACCUGGUUCUUGUAGACAGGAAAAAUGAAAGUUCACAGCAGGACUGCAUAUGGCAGAGUUUCGAUUAUCCAACUGACACCUGGCUACCAGGAAUGAAGAUGAUUGCUGAUAUUGAUGCUGUAGAGGAGAAGUACAUGAUAUCGUGGAAAGAUUUGGAUGAUCCUUCCUACGGAGAUUACUUUUUCAGGAUUGAAAACCACGGCCUAUCUCAGACGGUGAUUCUCAGAGGGACAAAGAAAAGGUUUCGAGCUGGACAUUGGAACGGGCUUUACUUUGGAGGUACACCACCCUUUCCCAAUCCCAUUUUCUACCCUGAGAUGAUUUUCAAGGGAGAAAAGUUGAUAUCUAUGGUAGAGCCUUAUGACAGCUCAAUUUUCAAAAGAGUAAAAUUAGAGAAAUCUGGUAUAACCAUCCUUUAUGUUAUGAAUGCGAGAAAAGAUAAGUGGAACAUUGCUAGCGUUUAUCCACGAGAUCCAUGUGAUGAGUACAGCGAGUGUGGUCCUUAUGGUAUCUGCAGAAUUGACAGAGCAAUAAGAUGUGAGUGCUUUACGGGAUUCGCCCCUAAAUCCCAACAAGAUUGGGACCUUCAAGAUUGGUCCAAUGGGUGCAUUAGAAUUAGGCCGUUGAAUUGCCAGAGUGGAGAUGGUUUUGUAGAGGUUAGAGGGGUAAAAUAUCCUGAUAUGUUGCAAUUUUGGUUAAAUUCUAGCAUGAGCCUCAGCGAAUGCAAAGCUGAGUGCUUAAGGAACUGUAAUUGCACAGCAUAUGCUAAUCCGUACAUAACAAGUGGAGGCAGUGGUUGCUUGUUAUGGUUUGGGGAUCUCAUUGAUACAAGAGACUUUAAUGAGGCAGAUAGUAAGCAAAACAUCUAUAUCCGUGUAUCAGCUUUAGAACUUUCAGAAACAGAGUUGAGCACUGAUUUAGAUAAGGAAAAGGAGAAGAAAAGGCCUAUCAAGCUCAUACUGAUAUCAAUGGUUUCCGGAGUUCUUGUUUCAGGCAUUUUUAAUGGAGGUAUACUUUUAAUGACAAGAAGAAAGAUGCGAGCUACGCAAAAGAAAAAUGAGGAUCUCGAAUUACCUUUAUUCAAGUGGACAACCAUUGUGGCUGCAACAAACAACUUCUCCAGGGAAAACAUGAUUGGAGAAGGAGGUUUUGGUCCUGUUUACAGGGGCAACUUCUCAGCAGAAGAAAUAGCUGUUAAAAGAUUGUCAAGUACUUCAGGACAAGGUCUUGAAGAGUUCAAAAAUGAAGUCAUCCUGAUUGCCAAACUUCAACAUAGAAACCUCGUCAGACUUUUGGGAUGCUGCAUUGAAUGCGAAGAAAGGAUGCUAAUCUAUGAAUACCUGCCGAAUAAAAGCUUGGAUUGUUUUGUUUUUGAUCAAAAUCGAAGGACACUUUUGACAUGGCCUAGGCGCUUCAACAUAAUCAUGGGAAUUGCAAGGGGACUGCUAUAUCUCCACCACGAUUCCAGAUUAAAGAUCAUCCAUCGGGACCUCAAAACCAGCAACAUAUUACUGGAUGGAAAUUUAAAUCCAAAAAUUUCAGAUUUCGGCCUGGCAAGAAUUUUCGGAGAGAAUCAAUCUACUGCUAGAACAAAAAGAGUUGUUGGGACAUACGGCUACAUGGCUCCAGAAUACGCAAUGAACGGGAGAUUCUCAGUGAAGUCCGACAUAUUUAGCAUGGGAGUAGUUUUAUUAGAGAUUGUGACUGGUAAAAAGAAUAGGGGCUUUAACCACUGCACUCAUUGUCAUAGCCUCUUGCAACAUGCAUGGCUGCUGUGGAACGAAAACAAGAUUCUUGAGCUCAUGGAUGAAUGUUUGAGCGAUACAUUUGUGGAAUCUGAAGUGAAGAGAUGUGUGCAAGUCGGCUUAUUAUGCGUUCAGAAAUGUGCGGAAGACAGGCCAGUAAUGUCAUCUGUGCUUUUUAUGUUAGGAACUGAGGGAGCAAUUUUGCCUGAACCUAAAGAGCCUGGAUUCUUCAUGGAAGGGUGUUCCGCCUCUGCAAGAAGUUGUACGUCGGGUGGUACUAAGUAUGAGAAACACACAAUGUCCAUCACUGAUUUGGAGGCCAGAUGAAGAUCAGCUCUCACCAUAAUACAAAUUUUUUGGGUUAAAUAUGAUUUACCCCAUGUGUGAAUCAAAAAGUGCAAAAAAGCUCAUGUGAAAAAAUAGAUUGCAAUAAAUUAUAUUUAAUCCCAAAAUUUUCAUUUCUUGGGGAAAAAAA
Sesamum indicum (sesame) is the source of this 2845-nucleotide messenger RNA. RefSeq names its product G-type lectin S-receptor-like serine/threonine-protein kinase At4g27290. Gene Ontology annotation, biological process: protein phosphorylation; recognition of pollen. Gene Ontology annotation, cellular component: plasma membrane. Gene Ontology annotation, molecular function: protein serine/threonine kinase activity; ATP binding. Lineage: Eukaryota; Viridiplantae; Streptophyta; Magnoliopsida; Lamiales; Pedaliaceae. The record is from RefSeq and is a predicted model, not a curated record.